This is a messenger RNA of Boleophthalmus pectinirostris (great blue-spotted mudskipper), 1079 nucleotides long. RefSeq names its product triadin (gene trdn). The transcript has 6 exons. The coding region runs from base 374 to 706 and encodes 110 amino acids. The record is from RefSeq and is a predicted model, not a curated record. Gene Ontology annotation, molecular function: signaling receptor binding. Gene Ontology annotation, cellular component: membrane; sarcoplasmic reticulum. NCBI's taxonomy places the organism in Eukaryota, Metazoa, Chordata, Actinopteri, Gobiiformes, Gobiidae.
UCUGGCUGUCAGUCUGGCUGCCUUUGGGCUGUAACCUCCAGCAACAAAAGUUAAAGAAGUAGUUGGAUUUUUUAUUUAUUGAAUACAAGUUGAAACCCAGGGGAGUAGUCAUAAAAAUACAUGGAUUAGUGAUCUAUUUUUUCUCCUGUGAAGACUAUUUUUAGACUCGGUGUGAACUACAGCAAGGCACGGGGAGUUUUUUGUUGCUGGAUUUGAGUUUUGCUUCACUCAACAUUUUCUUCCUUCAAAUCGCUUUGCACAUAGAAGUGUCAAAGUUAAACACAGGUUUCUACUGUAACAUUGCUUUUUAGCACAUAAGGGGUGAAGGUUGUGAAAGUGCGGAGCAAAUUCAGAGACCAAGGUUACCGUACCAAUGGGCAGCCAGACCAGAGACCCAGACGCCGCCCCCAGAGGCUCUCAGAGGACCUUCAUGGAGGACCUGAUGAUUACCUUUAGCUCCCCCAUGGCCUGGCUCCUCAUGAUCGCUCUCAUCAUCACAUGGUUUGGGGUCGCCAUCGUCCUCUUUGACCUUCUCGACUACACCACUCUGGCAGGUAAGGACAAGUAUACUUCAUACUGUGACGACCCCAAAUGUUUAUUACCUGGUCUGCCCCCUCCCUCGUCCAUUGGAAAAAGAGGAGUGAAGGCUCGAGCUGCUCGUCCAUUGAAGGCGGCAGUGGCAGUGGCGAGUGCGGUGACGUCCUGAGGAGAGCUCUGAUUGGCUGCAGACUCUGUGGUCAUUGGUAGCUGGGCUGGUAGCUCCCGAAGAUGAGGAGGAAGGUAUUCACCAGCUAACUGACCAGUUCACAUCUUUUCACAGCGAGGAGCUCUGAGAGAGAAGAGAGGGAGGAUCGAAGGGGAUGAGGAGUAAAGGAGCGAAGGAGAGAAGGAGGAAGAGUGGACAAGGACAUAGGAGACAGGAGACAAAAGAAAUGAUGUACUGUAGUUUAUAUGACCGCUGUGUUUCUGUGUCUGUUUUGAAUAACGAGCCAUUUUGAAAGCCUGUAGGACACUGUGAAAACUCUUCUGUUUGUAACUUUUGUUGAUUCAAAUAUGUGAAAAUACAAUAUAAAAAUGGA